GCGAAAGCUGGAGCAGGAAGUGACAGUAGCUGAAGGGAAACGGCGGCCAGUCUUGGAUUUGAAUCUAUCAAACUACUUCCAUAAUCUGCAAACAUCUACAUUAAUAUGGCAGACCCGAAGGAACAGGAAGACCACGAAACCACCGCAGAGGACUCUAAUCAUGAUCCCCACUUUGAGCCCAUCGUGUCCCUUCCUGAGCAGGAUGUGAAAACAUUAGAGGAAGAUGAGGAGGAACUCUUCAAAAUGCGGGCUAAACUGUAUCGUUUCGCCUCUGAGAACGACCCACCAGAGUGGAAGGAGAGAGGAACCGGUGACGUCAAGCUGCUGAAACACAAAGACAAGGGCACAAUCCGUCUCCUGAUGAGGAGAGACCGAACCUUGAAGAUUUGUGCUAAUCAUUACAUUAAACCUACAAUGGAGCUGAAGCCCAACGCUGGCAGCGACAGGGCAUGGGUGUGGAACACACUAGCAGAUUAUGCGGACGAAUGCCCCAAACCCGAACUGUUGGCAAUACGCUUUUUAAAUGCAGAAAAUGCUCAGAAGUUCAAGGUCAAGUUUGAUGAGUGCAAGGAGGAGGUCCGAAAAAAUGUAGAGGGAACAAGCAACUCUGAUAGUGCAAACAAAGUGGCAGAGAAGCUGGAGGAGCUUUCCGUGAAAGACGGGGCUUCAGAAGGAAAGAAGGAAGAGGACAAAAAGGAGACUAAGAAAGAAGAUGAGGAAAAGGUGAAGGCUGAGGAGAAGAAUUGAGAACCAAGAACUUGCUUUGCUGAUCUUCAAUUUAUCAGUUUUUCCUCUUUUUCUACAAUAGACUCUAAAUGAACUGAAUUUGGACACUUGCAUAUUAUUAGUUUUUUUUUAUUAUCUGUUUUGCCUCAAGAUCACAAGUCCUUGAUGCCACUGGGGGGGAAAAAAAUAGAGGAUAGUGGAUUUAUGAAAAAAAAAAAAACCUUUCCCUCCCACCCCUCUCCCUCUGCACCAUGGAAUGCCACACUUUGCAUCCUUGUCAUCUACAGUUCAAUGUUACUUUUGACAAACUGUGAAAAGAGGCUUGUGAUAGUGAUAAUUCCCACAUUGGGGUAUUUUUUUGUUUUGUUAUUCUGAAGCAGAGUUUGUUUAUAGGGAAAGAGGAUAAUGUAGCCUGCUUGUUUAGCAGCACAGGGUCAGGGACCAGGCAUUAUGGAGGUGCAUUGUAAAUGUAAAAUCCCAUGAUGCAUCUCAGUGGGCCUUCUUACCCUGUCCACUGUCCAUGCUUCCACGGUUAGAAACAACAAGGUGAAGACUUCUCAGUGGAUGCCUUGUAGAAAUAGGUCUUUCUUGGUUCCUUCUUUCACCAGUUCUGCUGGGAACUGAUUAGAAGAAGAAUCCACUCCAGACAGUUGAGGGGCAUCAGGUGAAUGCUGCAGAUUGCAGUGUCCACUGAUAGCUGACUGAUAGGAGAUCAGAUGCACUUACCUAAGCAUUUCAUUUUUUUUUUUUUUUGUUUUAAAUAUCUGAAAACCACAAAGUCCAAUGGUUCGGCAGAGUUAGGUGCAGCUACGCUCUGACUUCAUUUCCUCACCAGGAAAUGGAGUCUGUAUUUUUAGAUCAUAACAUUCCCAGAAUUUAAGCAUGUAGAGUGUAUGUAACAGAGUGCCCUAUCUGAUCUGUGUGCUCACCACCCUCUCCUUUUCUUUCCACUAAUUGAGUUCUUAGCCUUGCCUCUAAAGCGCAUCUAAGUGCCAGUGCAUCUGUAAAUACAUGUAUAUGGUUGAAAUGUUGCUUUUCAUUUGCACUCAAAUGAUUUGAAAUGUUUCCUCCACCUUCGAAUAAACGCUGUCAAAGACCA
Chelmon rostratus (copperband butterflyfish) is the source of this 1825-nucleotide messenger RNA. RefSeq names its product RAN binding protein 1 (gene ranbp1). The coding region runs from base 106 to 747 and encodes 213 amino acids. Gene Ontology annotation, biological process: nucleocytoplasmic transport; positive regulation of mitotic centrosome separation. Lineage: Eukaryota; Metazoa; Chordata; Actinopteri; Chaetodontiformes; Chaetodontidae. The transcript has 6 exons. The record is from RefSeq and is a predicted model, not a curated record. Gene Ontology annotation, molecular function: GTPase activator activity. Gene Ontology annotation, cellular component: nuclear pore; centrosome; cytoplasm.